AUGACCAGACGCCAACUCGGCCAUGUGCAUGCGGGAGAGAAGUGCGGACCACUUCCCCAUGUUCUCCAUCACCUUGGCGGAUGGUUAGAGCAAUCGUCCAUCACUCCACCACUUCGGCAACCACUUGGAGUAACCGCCCGCUACUUCACUACUUCGGCAACUGUCUGGAGCGACCGUCGGUUCCUCAACCGCCCACGUUCAUUGGCCACGCGCGGACACUCCCCGCACGUUUCUCGGUCACGCGCUUGCGGCAGCCAGGCCAUGCGCACGCCCACUCAGCCAUGCACAUGCGUUUCUACCAGGCAAGUCUAUGUGGAAGGCUUGGUUAAGCAAGCUUCUAAUGAUCAGUAUUGGGACAUUUGGAAGAGACAGAAACUGAGUCCUGAAUUGGAGCUGAAGCGUCAGCGUAUAUUGGACACAUACCAGGGUUUGACAGAUCAGCUUAUAGGAUUGGAGAAGCACUUUAAUAAUCUUGAGAUCAGUAAGUUUGGCGAACAUGGUGGUGUUCAUGCUGGGCGGAGAGCAUUGCAUGCUAAUGCAUUUCCAUCAAGAAAUGGGCAGUCAGUUCAAAAGAUGUACAACACACUAAAUUCACAACUGGCAGCCACCGAGCAACUGUCCAAUUGUCUCUCAGAACAGAUGGCUAUGCUUAACAUAAAUAAACAAUCUGUGAGACAUCCAACUGUGGUGAAAGAACUGUUUGAGUCAAUUGGUAUCUCCCAAGAAGCCAGCAUCUUCCAUUCUCCAGAGCCCAUCAAAGGAACCUUGGUAUCUGCGAGCAUUACCAAGGGUAAUAGCAAGAUAAAUAUGUCAAGUACUUCACAAGUCUUGGAAUCAGGAACUGCAAGGAGGAGAUACUCUUUAGAUAAGAGUUUGUCUAAAUUUGAGCCUCAGAAGACCACUGUGAAAAGGAUGUUGAAAGAAAGUGCUGUUUCAGUCAUUGCAGACAAGCAUGUUGGGAGAUCCAGGGAAGCAUUUCAUUCUCAAACAGCAAGUUUUGUAAUUGACCCCCAGAAAAUUAAUGAAAAUCAUGCUUCCUCUCUCUCACAAUCAUCUUCGCUAAAGUGGCAUUCCCCUGCAUAUCCUACUGGCAAAGGUAUCCAAGAAAAGCCUCCCAAAGUAGCAUCUGAACCUCAAUCAGUGUCCCCAUUUAAAUGGACCUUGGAACUUUCAGGAUCUUCUCAAAAUCUGAAGUCAAAUUCUCAUCCAGGCCAACCAUUAUCGUCAUCAUCAUCAACGGUAGUUUAUAACAAUCCGCAUGGUAUGCCUGAUGGAAAAUUUCAGUUACCUGAUUCGUCAAACAAUAUUGUGACCCACACUGUGAGCCAGUCUGGUUCCUCUAUGGUUUCUAAAACAGCUCCAUCUUCAAAGAGGAUGUCCAAUGUGCCGUUUAAUACAUCCCCUCAGACAUCUGUGGCAUUUCCCAGCAGCUGUACUACAAAUUUCAAAACCACAUUACCUUCUGAGAUCAUGCAUGAGAAAACAAGUGGGCAGUUGAACCAACAAGCUGGAAAGGAUGCUCCAACUAAGUUAUCCGUAAGAAGCUUGGAUAAUUUUGGGGUUUCUGAGAAAGGUUUGUUUUUCUAUCUGAUGAGCCCACUCAUUCUAUGCGAUCUGUUGCCCAAUCUGUUGACGGAAAUAGAAUUGCUCAAGUUGAUGUGUUAACAGGCCAUAGUGCAUCACCUGAAGCUUCAUCAACAACCCCAUUUAAUUUUUUAGCCUCUGCAUCAACUCCAGUCUUCUCAAUUAAGCAGUCAUCCACACCUCUUAUGUCAUCCCAUAGCUCUGCAUCCAUUUCACCAAUUUUUCCAUCCUUGUCAAUUAAUUCCUCUGCGCUCUAUUUCUGCCUAGC
Molecule: messenger RNA, 1852 nt
Organism: Dioscorea cayenensis subsp. rotundata (Guinea yam)
Lineage: Eukaryota; Viridiplantae; Streptophyta; Magnoliopsida; Dioscoreales; Dioscoreaceae
Product: nuclear pore complex protein NUP214-like
Exons: 6
Coding region: 1-1665 (554 amino acids)
Biological process (GO): RNA export from nucleus
Molecular function (GO): structural constituent of nuclear pore
Source: RefSeq, a predicted model, not a curated record